CAACUCCCGACGACACCGCAGCUCCGGCCAGUCAAGCAACCACAUUUCCUCGCUCAUUAUCUAUACACACUGUUAUUUCACAGGAAGACAUACAGAGCAGACUGAACUGGUAUUACAUCCUAAUACUACACGCGCAUACGUUCGACCAACCAGACCCCGACGUCGCUCAAUUUCCAACCGAUUAUCUCGAGAGCUACAAAACAGAAAGAAACCAAGCACAAGAGAAUCCAAACAAGAAUCCAAAAUGCCACCAACAAAACAAGAAAUUUCCCUCCUAAUCAACCCCCUCGUCCCCGAGUCCGUCCAACACAACAACCGCAUCCUCUCAAACCUCCACUCCAUAACCUCCUUCCUCCUCGGCCUCUCCGCGGGCAUCCUCGCCCUCCAAUCAUCCACCGGCUUCGCAUUCUACUUCCUCGGUACGAUCACCGUCUCCGGCUUCUUCCACGUUCUCCUUCUGUAUCGAUCCGGUGGAAAGGGUACUGGGUUGUUUUUCCCGGGUGCUGGGGGUGGGGAGAUUGAGGAUAUUGGUAUGGAUGGUAGGAUAGGGAAGACGCAGGGGAAUGGGAAUGUGUUGAGGAAGGGGGCUUGGAGGGAUGUUUGGUUUGGGGGUGGGGUGCUUGGGGAGGCGUUGUCGGGGUUUAUCUUGGGGUGGUCGGGUCUUGGGGGUGUUUUGAGGUGAUUCGGUUGCUUUUACUGGGUGGGAGGAUAUAGGGGAAUAUUGGGUUUGGUAUAUUGGGAUACUGGGUUUAGGGGUU
This is a messenger RNA of Aspergillus glaucus CBS 516.65, 758 nucleotides long. RefSeq names its product EMC6 family protein. Bases 245 to 682 code for a protein of 145 amino acids. NCBI's taxonomy places the organism in Eukaryota, Fungi, Ascomycota, Eurotiomycetes, Eurotiales, Aspergillaceae. The record is from RefSeq and is a predicted model, not a curated record. Gene Ontology annotation, biological process: autophagosome assembly; protein folding in endoplasmic reticulum. Gene Ontology annotation, cellular component: endoplasmic reticulum; membrane; EMC complex. The transcript is spliced from 2 exons.